GUUUAAAAAUGAGCAUUUGUGCCGCGAAUUUACUAAAACCGACGACAGGUCUGCGCGGCUCGUCGCUAAAAUAACCGCUUCUGGCUUUUUUUGCGGCAACUCGCGUCGUUACACCGCCGGUACGAACCGUCAAAACCUUCGAAAUAAGAGCACAAUAUUUUCCGCGCUUUUUGCCCCAACGGAAACAGUUAGCUUCAGCCGCGGUAACCGCCCGCUCUGCCCACUCGGUUAUCCGGCCAAAAUACCUCCGCAGCGGCUCGCACGGUUCCCCACGGGCCCGUUAAUUUGCGUGAAACCGCCAACAGACCCGUGGAAGUGGUUUUAACCCGCCUGCGACACCGCCAUUAGCAUUAGCCGCAGCCGGAGGCCUGUUCAGGAAGCGGGCGGGAGCUUUUAUUUUCCAAAACGGCUCCUCCAGCUCACCUGUCGAGGUUCCAGAGAAUAAAACCUGUAAAUAAGAGCGUUGUCCGGACGGUAACCGGUUAAUUUGGCCCCGUUAAUGGACGUCCUCAUGCUGUGUUUGUUAUUAAUAACUAAUAAUCUCCCGCAGUGGGAUCUACGAGCUGAGAGGAGGUGAAGCUGUGACACACUACAGACACAGAAGUGAUGGCGUACGUCACCAACCACGGGAAGCUGCUGCUGCAGCGCCUCCAUCAGCAGCGGGAGAUGGACUUCCUGUGUGACAUCACCAUCAUGGUGAGAGACGUGGAGUUCAGAGCUCACCGCAACAUCCUGGCGGCCUUCAGUGACUACUUCUCCUCCCAGGCUGAGAGCGGCGACGAGGUCACGACUCUGGACCCCGAGAAGGUCAGCAGGUACUCUCUGGAGAAGCUGCUGGAGUUUAUCUACACCGGACAGAUGAACCUCAGCAGCACCAGACAAGCAGCCGUGCGUCGAGCGGCUAUUUUCCUGGGAAUGACCGAGGCCACCAAGUACCUGGAGGAGCUUCCUCGCUUGUCCGAACCCAGCGAAACGUCCCAGUCGGGGGCGGAAAAAGAAGCUCCUCCCUCUCCCACCAGUCCAGCUUCCCCCAGCAGCCCCAGCUCCCCUCUCCCCCUGUCCAUCGUCUCCGUCGCUGGGGACUGGCCCGACAGCCACCGGGCAGGCAAAGAGCAGGACGACGAGGCCGGAGACGCCGGUCUGGAAGACGAAGGGCGAAGCGACGAGGAGUACAGCCCCACCAUGAUGAAGAGCGCCGGGCGGGGACAGGCCAGGAAGAGAGGCCGGCCCAGGGCAGUCAGAGAGGAGGAAGGCGAGCCAGGCAGCUCGACGGACGCCACGCCUAAAGUCCAGAGCUUCAGGGGGAGAGGGAGGCCGAGGGGGAGGCCCAGAGGGAGAGGCAGGGGGAGAGGAAGAGGGAGACCCAAGGGGAGAGGAAGAGGAGUCAGCAGAGGUGAGGACCUGUCUCUGGACGAGUCGGAUUCCAGCGUGAAGGACUUCGGGGGCAACUCUGCAGACUGGAGCCCAUCGCAGAACGACGACGACUCUCCGUCCAGGAAGGCACAGCUGGGUGGCGGGGAGGUGAAGAGAGGCCGAGGGCGAGGGAGGGGGAGAGGCAGAGGGAGAGGAAGGGGGGACGGCAAGAGCGAGGACCUGUCGGUGGACGAGUCGGAUACGAGCGUGAAGGACUUUGGGGACGACAACUCCGCCGACUGGAGCCCAUCGCAGGACGACGAGUCUCCGCUGAAGAAGCCCCGGCUGAGCUUCGGAGAGGGCAGGAGAGGACGGGGCCGGGGGAAGGGCAGGGGCAGAGGCAGGGGGAGGGGCAGGAGGAAGAAUGAGGAGGAGGAGGGUGGGGACAACGAGGAAGACGAGGGCGAGGAGGGCGAGGUCGGGGAGGAGAUGGGCGAGCUGUCGCUGUUCUGCGCCGAGUGCAACAAGCAGUUUAAGGACGUGAGCAGCCUGAGGAGACACGAGAAGAUCCACAAAGGCCUGAAGCCGUUCUCAUGCAUCUUCUGCUCCAAGACCUUCAGGCAGGCGACGCAGCUCAAGACACACCUGCGCAUCCACACAGGUGAGAAGCCGUUCAGUUGCACCCAGUGCGACAAGUGUUUCGCUCAGAAGUGUCAGCUGGUCGCUCACCGUCGCAUGUACCACGGAGAGGAGAAACCGUACACCUGCGACCGCUGCGGCUUCAAGUUCGCUACCUCGUCCAACUACAAAAUACACCUCAGACUUCACAGCGGGGAGAAACCGUACGUGUGCGAUGUCUGCGGUCAGGCGUUUGCUCAGUCCAGCACCUUGACGUACCACAAGAGGCGACACACCGGAGAGAAGCCGUACCAGUGCGAUCUGUGCGGCAUGUCGUUCUCGGUUUCCUCCUCCCUCAUUGCACACGCUCGCAAACACACAGGUGAGACUCCGUACAAAUGUUCGCAGCCCAGCUGUGAUGCCAAAUUUGUCACGUCCUCGGAGCUGAAGAAACACAUGAGGCGGCUUCAUCCAGAGGGCAACAACGGUGUGCAGUGUCUGCUGUGUGGAAACCGAUUCGCCAGCGUGAAGAACAUGAUCAAACACCAGGAGAAGGCCCAUGCUGAAGAAGUCCGGCAGCACAGGGAGAGAGCCAGAGCUGUCGUCCUCCUGGCGUCCAGCCAUCCUGUGGCCUUUGUCCAGAGCAGACUGACCCAGACGAACAAAGGUUUGGUUUCCAUCCCAGAAGGCGAGCCGGCCAACCCUGAACCAGCCACCCCGAGCCCCAAAGCCACGGCGGCAUCCGCGGCCUCGUCUGACGCCGCCACCGACCCGGCCACCGCCGCCGCCGCCGACGGCAGCAUCAUUCAGGACUUCAAGGCGGAGCCGUCUCACUCGCCGCUCACCACCACCGACCAGGUGGCCUUCGAGGCCGACCAGGAGCAGACCAUUAACUCAGACACCCUCCACGCUCUGGUGGAGCAGCUGAGGCCGCCGCCGUCGCCGGCACAGAGCCUGGAGCAGAUCGUCAUCAUCAGGACGGUGGACACGGCCGAAGGAAACCCUCCUCAGCAGUGAGGCUGGAGGGAGAACUGUUAACCAACACGCCACAGUCAGCAUUCACAUCCAGGCUCAUGUCUCCUAAAACACUCUAAUCAGCGUCUGUUAGCGUCUCACCUUCAACUUUAACUGCACUUCUUUACAACUUGGGUCUCAUUUUUAGAGUUUGGCCAAAAUUUCACUUUAAAUAAACCCAAACUUACCCUUCUGUAUUUAUUAUACAGGGAUAAACUAGCACUACCACUAAUGAUGUUGAUAUACACACUAUAUUUUUAAUAAACAAAUCUGAUUCAUUAUUUUUAGUGUCAUUUAAUCCUCAAAAGAUCUGUUUUUUGGGAAAGUUGUGUCAAAAUGUUUAUCCAGCAGCCAAACUUACUCAUUUGACUUCAAUAUGAGACAAAGAAAAUCAUGAAAAUCUGACAUUUAAGACGCCCGGAAACAGCAAACGUUGGACUUUUUUGUUUGACUAUAAUCAGAAUGGUUAUUAGAUCAAACUAAUUUUCUGGCGAUAAAUUGAAUGACUAAUCAGUGCAGCUCUAAUCUGGAAACAACAAGUCAAGUUAAUAUAAUGUUAAUAUUUGGUGCGUUUAUGGUGAAAACUGCAGAAAUAAGACCUGAGUUGUAAAAGAUGCUGAAAUAAUGAUGCAGCAGAAGGGAUUUACUGUUCAUAAAGCGAUGAAAAUGCAUCUGUUAAACAGUAAAACACACAAACCCCUCUAAUAAUUUUCAGUGUCUCUUAAACUCCACCUGAGGGAUAAAAAUAACAUUUUUCUUAAAGAUAAUGCAUCGUUAUAUGUUUUGUGAUAGUAGAGGAGAGUGUUUUCUAAUAUUUUGGUCUAAAAUCCCCCAUAAAAUUUCAGUUUGGUUGAUAUUUUUUGCUUUUUUUUAGGUUCCUGAAAGAAACUCCUCCCCCAACAUAACAGAGCCACCAGUUCUCCUCAAUAAAAAGCCCAAAAAACUCAAAUUUUUCCUUUAAUUUGCCCCCCGUCUGUAGAUUUUUCUCAUUAUCACAACCUGCACUCUUUGGGUUGCCAUUAACGGUUGUUCACGGUUGGAUUACAGACGCAGAUUUUCCAUGAAAUUGAACGUGUGACUCCAGUUCCCACUUUGGAAUAAUCGUUUUAAUUGAGCUGACACGUUAGCGCUGGUGUGACGGGACUAACGUGGCGUAAACAAACCAGAAGAGACGCUGUGACUGACAGAAACCAAUCAAACGUCAAAUAGAAGCUGACUCUUUCUUACGUUUUCCUCCAGCGGGGAAACUGAAGCCGUUGUUGACUGUUGCAGACGAGUUUCAAACCACUAAAAAUACACAAUUUUACCAAAAAAACCCACAUUGAACUAACAACAUCGACGCAAGAAAGGAAAUUCUGGGACAGCGGGUGAAACUCUGGCAUUGUUUUAAUAGUUAACGUAGUGAGUAGCAGCCUCGCUCCGGCUUUGAGAUUUACGUUUUUUAAAUCAAUCCUACGGUAAAUGUUCCACUGCGAUGUUUGACGUGUGACGGUGGCUUCAUUGAACACAACCCUGCUGACGUAGAGGCCCGGUUCUUUUGUUUUUUAUUUUUAUAAAGCAGCUGUUUUUGGUGUUUAAGUUUGGAAGCCGCAUUAGGACAAAGCUGUUUGUUCAUUUCAUGCUUUUCCUUUUUGUUUGUUUUGUUUUGUAUAAAACCUCCGCAUUACCUGUACAGAUGUGUGAAUUCCAUAUACAAGUUCACUACUGUAUAAACACUGUACAACAAGAUAGAAAAAUAAAAACCAAGACAAAAAGGGACAAUC
Molecule: messenger RNA, 4748 nt
Organism: Amphiprion ocellaris (clown anemonefish)
Lineage: Eukaryota; Metazoa; Chordata; Actinopteri; Pomacentridae
Gene: mynn
Product: myoneurin
Exons: 8
Coding region: 607-2988 (793 amino acids)
Biological process (GO): regulation of transcription by RNA polymerase II
Cellular component (GO): nucleus
Molecular function (GO): RNA polymerase II cis-regulatory region sequence-specific DNA binding; protein binding; DNA-binding transcription activator activity, RNA polymerase II-specific
Source: RefSeq, a predicted model, not a curated record